UCAAAAAGUAGUUGGCAAAAUCAGCCCAUAGUGUCCAAAACCAUCACCUAGUUUCUAAUUAAUCCCAUAUACUAAAAUUAAUAUACAUAUAAUAACUACAAAACCUUGGCUAUAUAUAUAGUUUCACUCAAUUUAGAAACUUUCAUCACGGUCUCUUCUAUUUCCAAACAUUUACACAACCCAUUUGUUAUCUAAAAAUGGAAACCAUAUGCGGAUCACUGGGGAGUCACCUGGCUCGCCGUUUAGUCCAGAUAGGCGUAAACGACGUUUUUUCGGUUCCUGGUGACUUUAAUUUGACUUUACUUGAUCACUUGAUUUCUGAACCGGGUUUAAACCUUGUUGGGUGUUGUAAUGAGCUGAAUGCUGGAUAUGCAGCUGAUGGCUACGCGCGAGCUAAAGGUGUUGGUGCGUGUGUUGUCACGUUUACGGUUGGUGGGUUAAGUGUGAUCAACGCGAUUGGUGGCGCGUAUAGUGAGAAUUUGCCUGUUAUAUGUAUUGUUGGUGGGCCCAAUUCUAAUGAUUAUGGGACUAAUAGGAUUCUUCAUCAUACUAUUGGUUUGCCGGAUUUUUCUCAGGAGUUGCAGUGUUUUCAGACCGUCACUUGUGCUCAGGCCGUGAUUAACAACUUAGAAGAUGCACACGAGCAGAUUGACACUGCAAUCUCAACCGCUUUAAAAGAAAGCAAGCCAGUUUAUAUCAGUAUAAGUUGUAAUUUGCCUGCCAUUCCUCAUCCUACAUUUGCUAGAGAACCAGUACCGUUCUUUCUUCCACCAAUAUUAAGCAAUCCAUUGGGACUAGAAGAAGCAGUGGAUGCAACUGCAAAGUUAUUAAACAAAGCAGUGAAACCGGUAAUUGUAGCAGGCAGCAAACUGAGGGUUGCAAAGGCUCAAAAAGCUUUUAUGGAGUUUGCAGAUGCAUCAGGAUAUCCAAUAACUAUAAUGCCAGCAGCCAAGGGACUGGUACCUGAACACCACCCUCACUUUAUUGGCACGUAUUGGGGUGCGGUUAGCUCCAGCUUUGUUGGGGAGAUAGUAGAAUCCGCCGAUGUGUAUAUUUUUGUGGGACCAAUUUUUAAUGAUUAUAGCUCGGUUGGUUACUCUUUGUUGAUAAAGAAAGAGAAAUCAAUCAUUGUGCAGCCUAAUCGUGUCACAAUUGGAGAUGGUCCUUCUUUGGGUUGGGUGUUUAUGGCAGAUUUCUUGAGUGCAUUGGCUAAGAAAAUAAAGAAGAACAGCACAGCAUUGGAGAACUAUCAACGGAUCUUUGUGCCGAGUGGUAUGCCUCUGAAAUAUGAGAAAGAUGAACCUCUUAGGGUCAAUAUUCUCUUCAAGCACAUUCAAGAAAUGUUGAAUGGAGAAACUGCAGUAAUUGCUGAGACAGGUGAUUCGUGGUUCAAUUGUCAAAAGCUACGUCUUCCUGAAAACUGCAGUUAUGAGUUCCAAAUGCAAUAUGGAUCAAUUGGAUGGUCUGUGGGUGCGACUCUUGGGUAUGCUCAGGCAGCCAAGGAAAAACGUGUGAUUGCUUGUAUUGGUGACGGUAGUUUCCAGGUGACAGCACAAGAUAUUUCAACAAUGAUUCGAUGUGGACAAAAUACAAUUAUAUUCCUAAUCAACAAUGGGGGUUAUACUAUAGAAGUAGAAAUCCAUGACGGGCCUUAUAAUGUGAUCAAGAAUUGGGACUAUACGGGUCUUGUUAAUGCUAUCCACAAUGGUGAAGGGAAAUGCUGGACUUCCAAGGUUAAAACGGAGGAGGAGCUGGUAGAAGCCAUUGAAACAGCAACAGGGCCACAAAAAGAUUCACUGUGCUUUAUAGAAGUAUUUGUGCACAAAGAUGACACAAGCAAAGAGCUACUGGAAUGGGGUUCACGAGUCUCUGCUGCUAAUGGCCGCCCUCCAAACCCACAAUAGUCGAACAAAUCUAAGAUCCUCAGGUUUGAAGUUGGACCACUCGGUUUUCAAGUCUAUGUAUGACUCUAUGAGCAGUUAUAAAGAUCUCUGUCGUUAGUCGCUUUAAUGAAGUGUAGUAAUAAAAUGUUGUCUUAAUUUGUACAUCAUCAUAAUGUACUACGUUCUUUUUUACAUUGUUAGCGUUUGUAAAUUUGAGAUAUAAAACGUCCUUGGUAUGACAAUCUUUAGCUUUCGACAAUA
This is a messenger RNA of Erigeron canadensis, 2144 nucleotides long. RefSeq names its product pyruvate decarboxylase 1. Lineage: Eukaryota; Viridiplantae; Streptophyta; Magnoliopsida; Asterales; Asteraceae. Bases 198 to 1904 code for a protein of 568 amino acids. Gene Ontology annotation, molecular function: carboxy-lyase activity; thiamine pyrophosphate binding; magnesium ion binding. The record is from RefSeq and is a predicted model, not a curated record. The transcript is spliced from 7 exons.